GCGGGACCCGCCAGCCCGUCGGCCCGGCCAGCCCAGCCCAGCCCGGCGGCCCGCAGCCCCGCCGCCCGCCGCCCCCCGCCGCCGCCGCGUUGCCAAAACAAACGGGCCGGCCUAUUUAUUGGCGGCCGGCGAGCCGGGCAGCUCAGAGUCGAGGCGCCGAGGGGGACAGCGCGCCGCCACCAGCCAGGGCCCCAGGCCCCCACCCCGCACCUGAGUCCCGCCGGCCCUGCGCCGCGCCGCGCAGCCCAUGGCGCCCCCACCUGGAGCCCCCCGGAGCCACCCGGACGCCUGAGCCCUCGCAGCGCUCCCGUCGACUAGCCCACCCAUCAGCCCACCAGGCGCCCUCGGCUGCCCCUCUCUCGGGCUCCCCGGCCAUGUCUCCCGCCCGGCUCCGGCCCCGCCUGCGGUUCUGCCUGCUCCUGCUGCUGCUGCUGGUGCCGGCGGCGCGGGGCUGCGGGCCGGGCCGGGUGGUGGGCAGCCGCCGGCGGCCGCCGCGCAAGCUCGUGCCGCUCGCCUACAAGCAGUUCAGCCCCAACGUGCCCGAGAAGACCCUGGGCGCCAGCGGGCGCUAUGAAGGCAAGAUCGCGCGCAGCUCUGAGCGCUUCAAGGAGCUCACCCCCAACUACAAUCCCGACAUCAUCUUCAAGGACGAGGAGAACACGGGCGCCGACCGCCUCAUGACCCAGCGCUGCAAGGACCGCCUGAACUCGCUGGCCAUCUCGGUAAUGAACCAGUGGCCCGGAGUGAAGCUGCGAGUGACCGAGGGCUGGGACGAGGACGGCCACCACUCGGAGGAGUCGCUGCACUAUGAGGGCCGCGCGGUGGACAUCACCACGUCGGACCGCGACCGCAAUAAGUACGGACUACUGGCGCGCUUGGCAGUGGAGGCCGGCUUCGACUGGGUGUAUUACGAGUCUAAAGCCCACGUGCAUUGCUCCGUCAAGUCUGAGCACUCGGCAGCCGCAAAGACAGGUGGCUGCUUCCCUGCCGGAGCCCAGGUGCGCCUGGAGAGUGGGGCACGCGUGGCCUUGUCAGCUGUGAGGCCAGGAGACCGGGUGCUGGCCAUGGGGGAGGAUGGGAACCCCACCUUCAGUGACGUGCUCAUUUUCCUGGAUCGCGAGCCGGAUAGGCUGAGGGCUUUCCAGGUCAUCGAGACCCAGGACCCCCCACGCCGCCUGGCACUCACGCCUGCCCACCUGCUCUUCACCGCCAACAAUCACUCAGAACCAGCGGCCCACUUCCGGGCCACGUUUGCCAGCCAAGUGCAGCCUGGCCAGUAUGUGCUGGUGGCCGGGGUGCCAGGCCUGCAGCCUGCCCGAGUGGCAGCUGUCUCCACACAUGUGGCCCUUGGGGCUUACGCCCCACUAACAAGGCACGGAACGCUGGUGGUGGAGGAUGUGGUGGCCUCCUGCUUCGCAGCCGUGGCUGACCACCACCUGGCUCAGUUGGCCUUCUGGCCCCUGCGACUGUUUCACAGCUUAGCCUGGGGCAGCUGGACCCCGGGGGAGGGUGUGCACUGGUACCCCCAGCUGCUCUACCGCCUGGGACGGCUCUUGCUGGAAGAGGGCAGCUUCCACCCACUGGGCAUGGCCGGGCCAGGGAGUUGAAAAGAUCCCUCUGCUGCCCGUCUGGAACUGCCCAGCUGGAUCCAAAGGCCUCCCUGCCAGGGCGCACCGGCCGUGGAAGGGACCUGAGCAGGGGGCACUGGUUCCUACCAUCUCCUCCACCACAGAGAUAUACCGUUGAGACUUGACUGGGCAAUGCCAGUGUCCCCCACCCCUGUCUUGGUGUAGUGUCUUGGUGUCUUGCAAGCUGAGCUGACGAUGGGGGUGGUCUCUCCUUCUAUCCUAGAGACCUCGAGGCUGGCACGGUGGGCCCCAGCACAGCCAGCUCUCACUACGAUUUUUCAUGGCUGCCGGCCCCAAGGGGGAGGACCCAUUCCAUCUGUCUUAGGCCCUCCUUCGGUGGGCUUACACCUCAGUUGAUGCUGCUAGAUUCCCUGGGAGCCAGCAGGGAGCUGGCUGGACUCAGUGCUGCCAGAACUGAGAAGGCUGCAGGGUGGGGCAGCCAGCCUGGCCAUCCUGAGGCAUGACCUUCCUCCCUGGCCACACUCCUCGGGACACAUCCAGAGACUGUUGCUGUCAGUAGGCAGAGUUCUGUGCUCCAGCCACUGUGAUCCUAGCGCCCGGGGCUGGGAGAGUAGGCUGAAUGUCCUUCCCACCCCUGCCCAGGCUAAGCUCCCUCUUCUGCUGAACCACGACCCUGCCCCCUCCUCCAGUCAGUCUCCCCCACCUUAUUUA
Messenger RNA from Equus quagga, 2300 nucleotides. It is a transcript of the gene IHH, whose product is annotated as Indian hedgehog signaling molecule. The transcript is spliced from 3 exons. Gene Ontology annotation, molecular function: patched binding; calcium ion binding. Gene Ontology annotation, biological process: intein-mediated protein splicing; regulation of gene expression; smoothened signaling pathway. The record is from RefSeq and is a predicted model, not a curated record. The coding region runs from base 375 to 1607 and encodes 410 amino acids. NCBI's taxonomy places the organism in Eukaryota, Metazoa, Chordata, Mammalia, Perissodactyla, Equidae.